Messenger RNA from Letharia lupina, 1224 nucleotides. RefSeq lists its product as uncharacterized. The transcript has a single exon. Lineage: Eukaryota; Fungi; Ascomycota; Lecanoromycetes; Lecanorales; Parmeliaceae. The coding region runs from base 1 to 1224 and encodes 407 amino acids. The record is from RefSeq and is a predicted model, not a curated record.
AUGGCGAUCAAAUAUCGAGCCGCCGAAAUGUCCAUUAGCAUCGAUCAGGUCCCGGCAGAUGAUCCCAACUUAUCGGUACCGGGAGAGAUCGCUGCACCUGGACAGAGUUCGGUGCCCACAGCCUUCGUGACAGAUGCACCGGCUUUCGCCACAAAAUCAUCCACCACGCUCAGUACUCCCUCAUCAACUGCUGCUACAAGCAGUCAAAGCUCCACAGCUGCGGCACCAACCCAGAGCGCAGCUGCGUUUAAGGGUGGAAGUGGACUGAGUCAUGGCGACAUCGCGGCCAUAGUUAUUCCGAUCGCACUUCUGGCCAUACUAAUUCCGAUCCUUGUUCUAUGGUAUCUCGACCGUAAAAAUCGAACCGCGGCAGAGAAAAGAGCCAGUCACCGAAGUUCAAAUGAGGCCAUGCUCCAGAAGCAUUCGAGUAUCCAGAAACCACCGCAGCCAAGAGGUCCCAAACCAGCCCGCCCUGAACGGACACCCAGAAGGAGCGUAGUAGAUCCCCCAACACCAGAAACGCGAAACUCACUUGGCCUGUUCAACUUCGAGCUAUCGCCUCCAUCGACGCCGGGCAUGGGAUGGAUGACGCCCAAUCCUAGGUUUAGCAUUGCACGAGCGCUUCAACUGCGCCGUUCUCAACCAUCCGUCGUUACAUCUCAGCCUCGUACUUCACGGGGAGAGUCUGAUCGCCCUCGAACGGGAGACUCAGAGCGCUCAGAGCGACGCCAGACAAGGACGAGUAUUUUCGACCCACCACCGCCUUAUGUCAUUGAUACUGCGUCGCCCAAAUCGGCAUCACGUUUUGCUCCUUUGGAGCGGAUAGGAACGCUUCAACAUGCGGACCGUCCCCAUGGACCCACUAUGCAGCCGACAAUGGCCCCAACGCUGCCUGCCGUCGCUAUCACCAACGGCGCUCUUGAUGUUCAACAACCAAGGUAUACACCCCGCCAUACACCCCGCGCAUCGAGCGAAAUCCUGCAGCUACCGGAUGCCUAUGGUCGUGUUCAUACGCGGUCACCCUCGCCUACUCUGUCCAUGCAUAAUGGCUCUAAUUUAAGUCGUCCAUUCUCAUACGCAGCGCCUGAGAGGAUCUCAGAUGUUUCCGGGCUAUCAGACGAGCCGGAGCCAUGGAGGAGGAUGAGAGAGUCUAAUGGAUCGUCGGUUAUCUCACCUAUUGACAGCGAUGAGAGCUCCACGAUACAUCCCCACCAAGUCCUAUGA